AUGGCAACAAUGGAUGCUAUCAAGAAGAAAAUGAUGACCAUGAAGAUUGACAAGGAAAAUGCCUUUGAUAAGGCAGAAACGCUGGAGCAGAAACUUAAGGAUGUUAUUGAUCAGAAAAGCAAGGUUGAAGAGGACCUGAACAUUUGGCAGAAGAAGUACGCACUUUUGGAGAAUGAUUUCGAUAUCGUCAACGAAAAUCUCAUAGCAGCCAAUAUCAAACGUGAAGCCGCAGAGAAAAGAGUGGCAGAG
Molecule: messenger RNA, 249 nt
Organism: Candidula unifasciata
Lineage: Eukaryota; Metazoa; Mollusca; Gastropoda; Stylommatophora; Geomitridae
Source: the annotation of a GenBank genome assembly